AUGCCACCUCAAAAGCGCACGAAGACCGGCAAACCCGCACGGCAGGCUGUGCUGAGCGGCCGAGUCACUCGACCACGCAAGUCUGCCAUUACAAGCCACCAGAAGUCAAACCCAGUAGAAACUUCGCAUAGCGAGGAUGCGAUUUCGGGAGAGAGCGAUCGCCAGAAUGACCUUCCGCCGGUCCAGGGCAAGCCACCGGCGUGGGCAGAGUGCCGUCCUGACCUGUGCGACGCCCUCCCCUGGUUUCGCUCCGCCCAGGGAGGCUACUACUACAACGGAAGUCUGUGCUACGGCUGUCUGGUGGAUGCGGACUCGGGGAUCCGGGCCUACAUCGAUGACGAAGUUGUCGUAACUCGAAUUGGCGGUGGGUGCACCAAAGACGCAGAGGGCAAUCUCGUGCUGCUCAAAGAUCAAGAUACUGAUAGCGCGACCUUAAGCAGCGUGAUGAACAGCUGGCGGAUGCAGAACCCCGUCGGACUCAUUAUUGGAGAUCGAAACAAGCAAUUGAACAGGAAGCUCCCCCACCGGUACAACGUGAUGGCCUACUUCCGCAUCGCAGACGUCUGGUACGAGCAGAUAGGCACGAAGAAAGGCGCCAAAGUGCGCUUCGAGAAGCUGGAUCUCGCCGCGACAAGCUGGUGGGCGGCCCCAGGCACAACACCGUUGCCCGUGGAGCAACGGGAUUUCACACUCGGCCCAGCCACGAAACGCUGCGCAAGCUGUGACCGCGAGAGCAAGCAGGUAUACAACGAGGGCUGGAUGUGCCUGACGCCGUCCUGCUCCCGGUUCUGGAAGGUCGGCGGCACCACGACGCCGCCAGGGCACCUCAGCUUCAACGCGGCAUUUCUCCGUGCCCGACUCCCACCCGACCCACAGAUCCAGCCUCACUUUGACCUGGUCCCAGACCUGCUGGCGACCCUGUCCGAGGACAAGGGCGACCUGGUCUUCAAACGCAUCGCCUGGAAGGGGAUCGUGUGUCCGCUGUGCUCUCGCUGCAUUGCCCGGCGAUUCUGGCGCGGAUGGAAGUGCGCCGACGAGCUUUUGCAAGAUUUGUCUCAGCAGUCGCAUCGGUGCAGCUUCGAGAGAUACCUCAAAAUCUCGCCGCUCUCGGUCCGGUCCGUAAUUGACGAGUUCGAGAUCCAUCCCGCCAAGCGGGCUCUUUACUUCGACCCGAAGCUGCAGCUCCCGAGCGUCGACGACACAUCCUUAUAUCCGUAUCGAAAGUUGGUAUAUACUCUGCCUGGGGUAGGGUUCGUGACGCAUCUGGUGGCCAACCGGGCGAUCAACACCCGUGCCAACGGGCCGGACGAUCUGUUCAAACGGCUCCAGUCGGUGGACUUGGGGCUCCAGCGGUAUCCGCUGCAACAGAGUGUUGUCCGCGGCACCCUCACUUCCCACUACGCAGUGAACUAUGGCUGCCCAUACAAAUACGUCGUCUCCGUAGCCAGCAAAGGCUUCGCCGAAGCCAGCGACGAGAUCCUCCGGGCGUUCGGCCGCCUAACCUGGGCAACGGAGCAAGCGGUCACUACCGCGGGCGACGCCUUUCUGCCGCCCAACGAGCUCCUCCUUUUGGGGUAUAUGGAGGACAUGAAGAUCGGAUACCACGACGACGGCGAAUCCUCGCUCGGCCCCACGAUCGCAACCCUCUCCCUCGGCGCCCGCGCCACCAUGCUCCUGCGCAUGAAGUACAAGUACUACCACGGGUACACCAAAGCCAAGCGGAUUGUGGACGAGGAUCCGGCUUUAGAUGGGUGCGCACAUGCCCCGGAGCGGAAGGCGCUGAAGCAGGCGCGGGAGGCGGGCGAGAUCACGCGGGAGGAGUACGACGCGCAGCGCCGGGGCCUUCCUGCCGGCGGCAGAAGGGGGGAGGCGCCGCCGUGCCUGCGGAUGGAGCUCAAUCAUGGGGAUUUGGUGGUGAUGCAUGGGGAGGGGGUGCAGCGGUUUUAUGAGCAUUCGGUGAUCCCCGAGAAGAACCUGCGAUUCGCGCUGACGGCGCGGUACAUCAAGCCCGAGUUCGUGCAGGAGGCGGACCGGCAGAAGGGGGUGGUUACGCUGACCGGGGAGCAGGUGUAUGAUGGGAAGUGA
Messenger RNA from Aspergillus japonicus CBS 114.51, 2085 nucleotides. RefSeq lists its product as uncharacterized. NCBI's taxonomy places the organism in Eukaryota, Fungi, Ascomycota, Eurotiomycetes, Eurotiales, Aspergillaceae. The transcript has 8 exons. The record is from RefSeq and is a predicted model, not a curated record. Gene Ontology annotation, biological process: DNA repair. Bases 1 to 2085 code for a protein of 694 amino acids.